AUGAAAUUUUCUUCCAUUAUCCUUGCUGCGAUACACAUAGCCGCGUGUGUAUCAGCAAGCCCAUAUUCAGAGUAUAUCCUCGCUCCCUCGUCGCGAACGAUCCGCCCUUGGGCAGUGUAUGGCUCCUUCGGGUCGGUAGCCAGGCCGCACUAUCUAUGCACCAACACCGGGCAGAAGACUGUCCUGAACGGCUUGUCUUCUGUGACAUAUGAUUUCGGGAAAAACAUUGCCGGGAUUGUCUCCAUUGACGUGGAGCAAUCCUCUUCGCCAGAUGCAGAUAUCAACCUCACGUUCUCCGAGUCGUCGCUGUGGAUCAGCAACAAGUCGAGCGACGCGACCGCGGACGAGGGACUGGAUGCGCCUCUGGUGUUGCCCGUAGGCGAAGGUGACGGAGUCUACAUGACCCGUCCCGAACAACAGCGGGGAGGAUUUCGAUAUCUGACAGUGGUCCAUAACUCGACUGGUUCCACGGUCCUGAGGGACCUGUAUGUCCAGUAUACGGCAGCCCCGGACCAGAACCUGCGAGAGUACACUGGCUACUUCCACUCCAAUGACGAACUGCUGAACCGCAUCUGGUACGCCGGAGCGUACACCGCGCAACUUGCGACAAUUGACCCAGCGUAUGGAAACUCCCUCACGGUGCUAGUCACAUGGCCUCCUGCACCGCCAUCCGAGUACAACAACUGGUAUAGCAACUGGACCAUCACGAAUGGAUCGACCGCUUUGACAGACGGGGGCAAACGUGACCGCCUUGUCUGGGGAGGAGACAUGACCAUCUCCCUCGAGACAGUGAUGGUCAGCACGUACGACCUGGAUAGUGUCCGAAACGCCCUGGACGCCAUGCUCGCCCUGCAGACAGUCGAGGGUCGACUACCUUAUGCAUCGACCCCGUUUCCAGAUCAGCCGAGCUUCACUUACCACCUACACACCUUGAUCAACUUUGCGGCCUACUACCAGUACACCGGCGACAGGGCCUGGCUUGCCACAAACUGGGGCAGGUUCAAAGAUGGGGUUGCCUGGGCCAUGGACAGCAUUGAUGCUACGGACCUCGCCUACGUCGCGGCCAACACAAGCUCCGAUUGGCUGCGGUCUGGAAUGGGCGGGCAUAACAUCGAGGCCAACGCAAUUCUCCAUGAAGUGCUCCUGGUCGGGACGCUACUCGCGGUAGAGAUGGAAGAUGGCCAGUUAGAGGCAGCGUGGACGCAGGCGGCCAAGAAGCUCAAAGCAGCCGCCAACACCCUCCUCUGGGACGAACAAGUCGGUCUUUUCCGCGACAACGAAACGUCGACCCUUUACCCACAGGACGGUAACUCUUGGGCAAUCCGAGCCAACCUGUCGCAAUCAUCCGCCCAGACCCGCGCUGUAUCCUCCAAUCUCCGCGCCCGCUGGGGCCCCUACGGCGCACCAGCCCCAGAGGCCGGUCCUAGCACCAUAUCCCCCUUCAUCGGCGGCUUCGAGCUCCAGGCCCACUACCUAGCCGGCCAGGCAAAGAGCGCGCUGGACCUCAUCCGUCUCCAAUGGGGCUUCAUGCUCGAUGACCCACGGAUGACCGGCUCGUCGUUCAUCGAAGGGUAUGCGACGGACGGGAGUCUUCGGUACGGACCCUAUGGCAACAAUGCGCGCAUCUCGCACUCACAUGCAUGGUCGUCUGGCCCAACGGCUGUUUUAUCACGCUAUACAGCGGGUAUCCAGGUUACGGGCGGAGGUUCGACCUGGACGAUGGCGCCGAGCCCGGGUGAUUUGCGUUCCGUCGAUGCGGGGUUUACGACUGCGUUGGGGAAAUUCAGCGUCAGCAUGAGGCUGGCGAAAGGUGGUUCGUACAGUUCCUUCAGUUUUACUGCCCCAGUAGGCACGCUGGGAACGGUCAGGUUGAAUGGCGUGCGAGGGCACCUCGUUUCGAGCGAUGGUCAGCGCAUCAGACUGGUAAAUGGCAGUGCGUCUGGUGUUGGGGGAGGUCGCUGGUUCUUGGUGCUUGGUUAA
Aspergillus calidoustus is the source of this 1980-nucleotide messenger RNA. The record is from the annotation of a GenBank genome assembly. NCBI's taxonomy places the organism in Eukaryota, Fungi, Ascomycota, Eurotiomycetes, Eurotiales, Aspergillaceae.